Molecule: messenger RNA, 1431 nt
Organism: Akanthomyces muscarius
Lineage: Eukaryota; Fungi; Ascomycota; Sordariomycetes; Hypocreales; Cordycipitaceae
Exons: 3
Coding region: 1-1431 (476 amino acids)
Molecular function (GO): heme binding; oxidoreductase activity, acting on paired donors, with incorporation or reduction of molecular oxygen; monooxygenase activity
Source: RefSeq, a predicted model, not a curated record
AUGAUUGAAAGCUUUACCGGAAACCUUGCUGGGGUGCUGUCGGCCUUACUCUAUGUCGUUGCCGCCAUCGUGACGUUUUGCCUGGCAGAGCUGGUAUCGCCGGGCAUACUGCCUGGGCCACUAAAACAUGUCAUUUCCGCAUUCAUAAAUAGGCUUCUCGAAUGGAAAUAUCCCAUCCUACAUAAAGAUGGGCUGGGUCAGAUUCCAUCUUGCCCGUACGUCUGGCCCAACGGUCAAGGCGACGACGACAAGUUUAUCGGUGGCAUCGAAAACUCUACUGCGUGGCAGGGAAGAAACGGCAAUGUCUACCGGAUAUGGUCCGGCAUGAAGUCUGAAAUGUAUGUUGCCAAGGAAGCGGUAGAAGCAUUUUUCGAGGGCUUGGACCAACAGCCACGCGGCAACUUGGCAAAGGGCCUCAUCCACCCGGCCGAAGAUCUAAAAAUGUUGCCAUUCUGGAUCGUGGCCAAAGUCUUUUACGGGGCGCUCUCAGAGGAUCUCACAAAGAGGUUGACCAAACUCGCACCAAUGCGUGAGAAAAUCUUUGGGUACGUCAUUCGCGGAGGUCUCCCACGAUUCUCAUGGUCGCGCUUCCUCCCCACUCGUGCCAACAAGGAACUGCGCCAGUUCAAGCAGUCCUGGAAGCAGUUCAACGAGGACGCGCUGCAACACGCCAAGCUGGACGCCCCGAGUGCCCCGAUUGUCCGCAUGGCGGCCGCCGUCGAAAACGGAGAGAUUGAUGAAGAGCAGCUUCUGCAGACUAUUGACGAAGCACUCUUUGCCAACCUUGACGUGACCACAGGCGGCCUAUCGUGGAAUCUCGUGUUCCUCGCCGUGCAGCCCAAGGCCCAAGAGCGGCUGCGUAAAGAGAUGCGCGACGUCGAGGCCCAGGGCGGCGGCAGGGAGGCCGCGCUCGACGCCUACAUCCAGGACCGGUCGACCUACCUGGCGGCGUGCGUGCUCGAGUCGUCCCGGCUCCGGCCCCUCGCGGCGUUUAGCGUCCCGCAGGCGGCGCCAACCGCGCGCGACGUCGACGGCUUCGUGGUGCCGGCGGGCACGAGCUUCGUCGUUGACGCGUACGCGCUCAACGUGCGCGGCGACGAGUGGGCGCCCGACCACGCGGCGUACCGGCCGGACCGCUUCCUCGGCGGCCGCGACACGCACCGCCGGUACCUGUUUUGGCGGUUCGGCUUCGGGCCCCGACAGUGCCUCGGCAAGCACAUGGCCGACAUCAUGAUUCGGGCGACGCUCGUGCAUCUGGUGCGCAAUUACGAUUUGAGUCUCUUGAGCGAUGACAUUUGGUCGAGGAAUAAAGAAUGCUGGAUCACGCAUCCAGACUUUUUGCUGCGGUGCGAGAAGCGGCUGGAGGAAAAGGUGCAACCGACGGCGCCCGUAGAAAAGCCCGGCUUGGGGGCCAGGUGCGAAAACGCAUGA